AUGGCGAGCGCACUCAGGAGUGGUUACUUUGGCUGGCCGUUAGAUCCCCCGAUCCGCAGUCCUGCCGGCUCCCCGGAGCAGCCGUGCACUGCUGCGUCCCUGCUCGCCGGGCUUGGCUGCUCCGAGUUAAGGGUUGUCUGGAGAGCACUUUGUCUCGGGCAGUCAGAAAAAGGCCUCAGCGGCCAGGUAGUCCAGAGCGGAACGAAAAAUCUAUGCUGGAAGAUCUCUCUGGAGGUGAUCUAGUGCAGCCUCCUGCUCAAAGCAGAGAACGCCCGAGUUCAAUCAGGAAACACUCCUUUACAUCUUGCUGUGAUGUUGGGACAUAAAGAAUGUGCCCACUUGCUUUUAGCCCAUAAUGCUCCAGUAAAGGUGAAAAAUGCUCAGGGAUGGAGCCCUCUUGCAGAAGCCAUCAGCUAUGGAGACAGACAAAUGAUUACAGCACUCCUAAGGAAGCUUAAACAGCAGUCCAGGGAAAGUGUUGAAGAAAAGCGACCUCGAUUAUUAAAAGCCCUGAAAGAGCUAGGUGACUUCUAUCUAGAGCUUCACUGGGAUUUUCAAAGUUGGGUGCCUUUACUUUCCCGAAUUCUGCCUUCUGAUGCAUGUAAAAUACACAAACAAGGUAUAAAUAUCAGGCUGGACACAACUCUCAUAGAUUUUACUGACAUGAAGUGCCAACGAGGGGAUUUAAGCUUCAUUUUUAAUGGUGAUGCCGCACCCUCUGAAUCUUUUGUAGUUUUAGACAAUGAACAAAAAGUUUACCAGCGAAUACAUCAUGAGGAAUCUGAGAUGGAAACAGAAGAAGAAGUUGACAUUUUGAUGAGCAGUGAUAUUUACUCAGCAACAUUAUCAACCAAAUCAAUUACCUUCACACGUGCCCAAACAGGAUGGCUUUUUCGAGAAGACAAAACAGAAAGAGUAGGAAACUUUUUGGCAGAUUUCUACUUGGUUAAUGGACUUGUAUUAGAAUCAAGGAAAAGAAGAGAACAUCUCAGUGAGGAGGAUAUUCUUCGAAAUAAAGCUAUCAUGGAGAGCCUGAGUAAAGGUGGCAACUUAAUGGAACAAAAUUUUGAGCCUGUCAGACGGCAGUCACUUACUCCGCCAUCACCCAAUACAAUUACGUGGGAAGAGUACAUAUCUGCUGAAAAUGGAAAAGCUCCUCAUCUGGGUAGAGAGCUGGUCUGCAAAGAAAGCAAGAAAACCUUUAAAGCCACAAUAGCUAUGAGCCAGGAAUUUCCCUUAGGAAUUGAAUCAUUGUUGAAUGUUUUAGAAGUAAUUGCACCCUUCAAGCACUUUAACAAACUUAGAGAAUUUGUUCAAAUGAAGCUUCCACCAGGCUUUCCUGUAAAAUUAG
Cariama cristata (Red-legged seriema) is the source of this 1351-nucleotide messenger RNA. RefSeq names its product ankyrin repeat domain 13C (gene ANKRD13C). Gene Ontology annotation, molecular function: protein binding. Gene Ontology annotation, cellular component: cytoplasm. The record is from RefSeq and is a predicted model, not a curated record. NCBI's taxonomy places the organism in Eukaryota, Metazoa, Chordata, Aves, Cariamiformes, Cariamidae.